Messenger RNA from Manis javanica (Malayan pangolin), 6106 nucleotides. RefSeq names its product eukaryotic translation initiation factor 3 subunit M (gene EIF3M). The record is from RefSeq and is a predicted model, not a curated record. Lineage: Eukaryota; Metazoa; Chordata; Mammalia; Pholidota; Manidae. Gene Ontology annotation, cellular component: eukaryotic translation initiation factor 3 complex; cytoplasm. Gene Ontology annotation, molecular function: translation initiation factor activity. Gene Ontology annotation, biological process: cytoplasmic translational initiation.
UCCUGCGGCCCCGCCCGUCCGAGUGACCCUGCACUGAAGGAUCUGCACGGAGCAACCCGGAAGUGAUUGUGAUGCGCAGCCGCACAGUCCUCGAGCUCGACUCUCUUUUCCAGUUGGCGUGGUUUGCGUGUAGGCCGUCUGCUGUUCGGUGGUCUGCACCAUGAGCGUCCCGGCGUUCAUCGACAUCAGUGAAGAAGAUCAGGCUGCUGAGCUUCGAGCUUACCUGAAAUCUAAAGGAGCUGAAAUUUCAGAAGAGAACUCAGAAGGUGGACUUCAUGUAGAUUUAGCGCAAAUUAUUGAAGCCUGUGAUGUAUGCCUGAAAGAUGAUGAUAAAGAUGUUGAAAGUGUGAUGAACAGUGUGGUGUCCCUCCUAUUGAUUCUGGAACCAGAUAAGCAAGAAGCUCUGAUUGAAAGCCUGUGUGAAAAGCUUGUCAAAUUUCGGGAAGGUGAACGCCCAUCACUGAGACUGCAAUUGCUAAGCAACCUCUUCCAUGGGAUGGAUAAGAAUACUCCUGUAAGGUAUACAGUAUACUGUAGCCUCAUUAAAGUAGCAGCAUCUUGUGGGGCCAUCCAGUAUAUUCCAACUGAGCUGGAUCAAGUUAGAAAAUGGAUUUCUGACUGGAACCUCACCACUGAGAAAAAACACACCCUUUUAAGGCUACUUUAUGAGGCACUUGUGGAUUGUAAGAAAAGUGAUGCUGCUUCAAAAGUGAUGGUGGAAUUGCUGGGAAGUUACACAGAGGACAAUGCUUCCCAGGCUCGAGUUGAUGCCCACAGGUGUAUUGUACGUGCUUUGAAAGAUCCAAAUGCAUUUCUUUUUGACCAUCUUCUUACUUUAAAACCAGUCAAGUUUUUGGAAGGGGAGCUUAUUCAUGAUCUUUUAACCAUUUUUGUGAGUGCUAAAUUGGCAUCAUAUGUCAAAUUUUAUCAGAACAACAAAGACUUCAUUGAUUCACUUGGCCUGGUACAUGAGCAGAAUAUGGCAAAAAUGAGACUGCUUACUUUUAUGGGGAUGGCCGUGGAAAAUAAAGAAAUUACUUUUGACACAAUGCAACAAGAACUUCAGAUUGGAGCUGAUGAUGUUGAAGCAUUUGUUAUUGAUGCAGUACGAACUAAAAUGGUCUACUGCAAAAUUGAUCAGACCCAGAGAAAAGUAGUUGUCAGUCAUAGCACACAUCGGACAUUUGGAAAACAACAGUGGCAACAACUGUAUGACACACUUAAUGCUUGGAAACAAAACUUGAACAAAGUGAAAAACAGCCUUUUGAGUCUUUCUGAUACCUGAAUUUUUAUGCUAUGUGAUUUUGUUGCUCUUCGGAAAAAUUAAGUCAUAGUAAAACAUUAUUAACUUAAAUUUGAUUAUCUGGACAAUUGUUUGAAAAUUAAAAAAACCUGAGCAUAUACAAAUAAAUUACAAAGGUCACUAUAUCUUUUACAGUACAUAAGGUGUGUUCUAUAAGGAAGGGAUAUAUAGGUGUCAUAGAGCUUUGAUCAAAGGAUAUAUGGAGGAAAAGCAAAUUCAAGGGGAACUGGAUGCCAACAACAAACUGCAAUCUUAGCUAUCUUAGAUGAAACAUUAAAGCAAACUUAGCAAUAUAUUUUCAUCACAUCAGAAAAAGUUGGAAAAGUGAGUAAAACUAUAAAGCAUCUAUAGAUAUAACAUUUUGUUCCAGUCAAAACCACAUCAGCAUUUCACCAGGGAAAGCAUUUAUCAUCAAUGUUAUUUUAAUCUGUUAUUUUUUCCAACAUCUCUUCUGCUUUUCUUUUACUAGUUUGGUUGUCAUUUUCUAAGCUUAGUAACUUUUCUAUUUCAUUUAUUUGAUUUGUUAGCAGGCUCUGCCAGUCAUCAGCAACAGUAGAAGAUGUGGUCUAAUCAGUAGUAUCUUCAACCUUAACUGCCUGCAGAUAGCUUCGUAGCAGAGUUGGUUUCAGAGGCUUUGUUUUCACCUAGGAAAAAUUAAGUCAUAGUAAACAACAAACAUGUUAUACGACUGAAAUUAUUACUCACUUUUUAAACAGUCAUCAACAAAAAACUUAAAGAAAAUCCUUAAAUCCUCUGCAAUUAUGAAUAUGUUAUAAAGCCACCAUUUUCUUGGCUAAUUCCAACAACUACUGGAGUAAUUUUGGCACCAAAAACUGUAAAAUGUUAAUUUGUAGGCUUAAAGAUCCCAAAUAUAUUCCAGAAACACCACAUUUUCUAAAAGGUGUUGAACUUACACUGAAAGAAAAUAUAUUAAAAACAAUGCAGAUAAACAUCUGUUUUGUCUUCUACUCCCUUCCCUUCCCAAACAUGUCUAUGUUUUGUAUCUUCUAUCAAAGCCAUAGAAAAACUGCCAUUUACUUGAUGUUUCCUCUCAUGCUUCAGAGCACCAUUGUUGGAGAAACAGGAAAGAGCUAUGAAUUAUUUGGAAGUUGGCCUGUUUCCAAGGCACUGCACUAGGUCAUAUUUAUAAUACUGUGUCUAAAAAAAGUUUUCAUUUUAAGGUUUUUUCCCUGAUAAUUUGGAAAAUAGAAGAAUAAAGAAACUAAAAAUCACUGGAAUCCACUAUCCAGAGAGACCUGUCAAUAUUUUGGUAUCAUUUACUACUAGCCUUUUUCCCCUGAUAUUUUGACAUUCUAUAGAAUUUUGUAUCUUGGUUUUUUUCUCCUGUGAGUUGUUUCCUAGGUCAAAAUACCUCCAUUAUGGAUGUGUGAUACUUUUUUUCCCAAUUUAACCCUAUAAGAAAAUUAAUUUGAGUUUAUUUCUUGAAAAAAUCCUAGAUGGUCUUCUCAAGAUUCCCUGAUAAAAUCUGCUGUUAAAAGGGAAUACUGUAUUUUUAGAAAUACAGAGCAGGAUAAGAAUAACACUACAAUUAUAUAAGAUUCCAACCAUUAAACAUUUUGAUGUAAACAUUCGAAACUCUUCUGCCAUAUAUACACUUAAAAUCUGGAUCAUAUUUAUAUAAUUUUCUAUGCUACAUUAAAAACAUUUUAGCAUUUCCCUUUACUCUUAAAAGUCUGUUUAAGAACAUGGCUCCACCAUACUCCAUAUAUAUACAUAUUAUAUAUGUCACAAAAUACUGCUGUUACCGUUAGGCUAAAUUGAAUUUCACUUGUUCAUAAGUCUUUGUGGAGAUCUUUGCUGCCUUGCAUUCAAAUCUUUUCUAAAUUGGUAAAAGUGGGAACUUUAUGACAUUGUGAUUUUCAAAGAGAUUAUAUAGUAACUGCUUUUAGAGUGAGCUUAAAUGUUUGUAUUUUUAACCUUAGUUCCUUCAGGAUUGCUCUGUUUGGCACCUGAGAAUUCUCUAGUCAGCCACCAGUCCCUUCAAAGUCUUAACCUCUGAUCCUGUGGCUGAUGCUGUGUUCAUACCUAUCGGGCUAUCUAGGUUCUUAUGAAGUUAGCAGAUAAAUAUCAGCAUGAGCCCUCCAAGGCUUUUGGCAAAUUACUUAACUUUGGAUUCAGCUUUCUCAUCAGCUCCUUUUAGUUACAAAAUGCUUUUACUAUAAAGAGUAACUGGGUAAUGAAUAAAAAUGUGCAUAAACAAGUAUCUCAACAUACCUCAUUUAGCUCACAGGGCCAAAAUGAAUCUUAAGUUAUCCAUGCAAUAUUGAGAAAUAGAUACAGAAAGAAAAAAAACUAAAGUUGCUACUGAUUUUGAAGUGAAUGGAUAAUGUGAAUGAUUUAACGGUCCUGUUUUGCCAUAAAAAUGCUUGAAGCAUUUUGGUGCAUUUUACUUAUACCAAGUACAAAUUUGCCUGAUUUUCCAAAAUCCUGAUUCUUUGACUUUUUUAUCUUAAUGGUGAUGGAAAAUGAGACAUUUACACAUUCUUGGUUUAUUAGUUUCCCAGUAAUAACUACCUCCUUGGUGGAAGGGGCUGGAGCAGGAAUUUGCUAAACAGAGAAAUAAGACAUAAUGUAAAUUAAAGCCUACACUUACAAACUUGUCCUGUUUAGCUUAAUUGAAGUUUUGAAGCCCAUAGCAGUCAUUGUAAUUCCAAACGUAUUCACAUAUUUCAUUAUCUUCUACCUCUUCCUUCUGGCUGACUCCAAAGAUCUACUCUUUGGCCUAAAAUUCCUCCUAGCCUGACACUAGUCCUUUCUCUUUCAGCCUGAGGUUACAUUAAAAUUUAUCUUUUUUCACUCAUUGGGUGUGUAAAAUACAUGGCUUGCUUUGCUUUCCUAGGGCUUCUCCCAUUCUCAUUCCCGAGUAUCAUCAAGAUUGGAGCAGGCUUUCAACCUAAUCCUCUCCAAGAACAAAAAAAACCCUCCCCCAUUCAGGUAGAUUAGCUUUUAAUACAGGUAUCCCCUGCUUUUUCAAAGUUUGCAUCAUGCCACCUUGAUUUUACUAAAGACUUGUUUUAGCUAACUGAGGGAAAUCUGAAGAGAAUGUCUGCUUUUAUGAAAAAAAGGUGAAAAGCAAAAGUAGUGUUCCUAGUUAUUUCACAGUUGGCUGUUACAGUAGCAGUGCAUACCCUGAGCAGUAAGAGUGACCUCACCAAGCUCCUUCCUUGGCAGGUACCCUUAAGCCUUUCAGCAUCUAGCUGCCACUCGGAACUGUAUCUAUUAGCAUUUUUGCUUUAUUUUUAUUUGAUUUUGUGCAUCCAUUAGCAAGAUGUGUUCUUGGGUAUCAAAAACCUACAAAAAGUUUUUUGGGUCUGAGAAUGCUAGACAAAUUGUCCAAAUGAUAAUUGCUUCUUGCUUCUUCCCUCACACUGGGCUUACAAAAGGUUUCAUAGGAAUACUCUACUUUCAUAUAGGGAAACCUGUAUCUAACUCAGAAUUUAACAGGUUUGGUAUGAAGAGUAUGCACAAUAAUAUGUUGAAAAAUAUACAGAAUGUCUAUUAUGGCUAUACAUCUUCAUAAAAUUCACUUGCCUUCAUUUAGAACAAGGGUUGACGAACCUUUUUUGUACAGAGCCAGAAGUAAAUAUUUUUGGCUUUGUGGGCCAAAUGGCUUCCCUCACAACUGCUAAAGUCCACCACUGCAACACAAAGACAGCUAUAGACAAUAAAAUCAAUGUGUGGCUCUAAUCAAGUUUUACUCUAACAACAAGCAGUGGGCUGACUCUGGCCCACCAGCUGCCAUUUGAAAGCCCCUGAUGGUAAAGUACUGAAAAGCAAGUAAACAGGCUUCAUAGAAUAGACUGUCGUAAUUUUAUCCAAGGAUAACAGCACUUUCAGUAGGCUAGGCAAAAGAAUAGAUAAUGCUUUUAAAUGUGUCCUACAUUAGGAGUUAAUUGGUAAUCAAACUUCAGCUGGACAAUGAUACUUAGCAUAGUGCUUGGCACAUAGUAAUAAGCACUUAGAAAAUGUCUAGUUAGCCAGUGAGCUGAGUUUGUUUAACAUGCACCAAUGUUUUGAGAAGAAACAUUUUUUUCUUUUUGGAAAUAGAGAAAGUAUAUAGCAUUUGACUAAGGGCCAUGAUUUCUAGUUUUAAGUCUAUCACAGAUUGUCUCAAUGAUUCUGGAAAGUUGUUUCACAUUUGUGUCACUGCUUCCUCAUCUGUAAAGUAGAUACACCUUACAGACCUGCUGUGGAAAUACUUUUUAAAAGUUUUAAGUUCUAUAAAUUCUUGAAAACAUUAAUUGCAGGAAGAGCAUUAGGAAUUAGACACAAGAAUUUUCCUAUUGGAUUAAUUAUAAAAAUGGGCUUGAAAAGGAGAUACGAAAUUUCCAUCAUACCUUUAAACUGUUGGGAAACAGGACAAUUAUAAGUGUUAGUCCACAUAAUUAAAGUGGGAAUCUAGCUUUGAUACUCUCAAGCUUCCUUUUUACUUGAUUCUAUGACCUUUCCAAUUGCCCAAGAUCAGAACUUCGAUUCCCCAAUGCCAGAUUUAUAAUACUUUAGUGGUACACAGUUGGAUGCAUCAAGCUGCAACUAUUAUUGCUGAACUCAGUUAUGGAAAAGUGAAGGUAGAUCUUGAUCUUUGUUUCAACUCUCCCAGAGAUUGUAUUUAUACUAUCACACUUGAGAUUUCUCCUAUGUAGAAAGGAAAAUAAAAUAUAUUGUUAAAAGCUGUUACUUGUUAAGGCUAUGUUAGUACUAGAAUUUUCACUUUAUAUGUACUGAUGAGAAGAGUUGUUUAAUGUGCCCCUCUAAAAUUAAAAAUUCCUAGUGACUAAAAUC